AUGCCGAUUCUCUUACUCCCACAUGAGCUGCUUAUGCUCAUCGCGGCUCAACUCGACUGUCGAGACUUGAACGCGCUCCUACGGACUCAUUCGUCUCUCUACAAUCAGCUUAUCGGCUGCCUCUAUCGAUGGAAUCUGCGAAGCCGUGGGUUCGCCGCAUUGAUCUGGGCAGCGAAAAGAGGCUCUACCAGCACACUGCAGCGAUUUCUCGAUAUAGGAGUGGACCUUUCCUGGAAAUCACGGUAUCGAGCUCAAAUGAGUCACAAGCUACACCGGGUCUCAUCAAUGGCCGAUACGAAACGCGACCACCCGAUCUGCCAUGCAGUAACCAGCGGACAAGCAGACUUCGUGCGGAAACUCAUUGAAAAUGGCGCCGACAUCAAUUUCAAAGAUGUUUAUGGACGAAGCCCUCUAGCCUUGGCCGCUCGCCAGGGCAACUUCACCUUAGUUCAGAUGCUUAUCUCACUUGGCGCGAACCCACUUUCAUACGACCGUCUUUUUCACCGUCCAGCAGCAAAUGCUGCUUCUCAAGGCCACUAUGACAUCGCCGACUAUCUGCUUCAGGAGCUAGGAAAAUACAAACAUUCCCCUAUCAGACUGGAUCAUACUAUUAUGGCUGAGAUACAGUGGAUGCUUCUUUACGCGGCAAAAGAAGGGAACGAAAAACAGAUUCGUUUGUGUCUAUCCAAAGGGGCUGAUAUUAAUUUUCAGCCAAGAGGAGAGCGGUGCACACCACUAUGUGGCGCUCUAUUAUCGGCGCCGGCGCCUCAAGCAUUAAGAGUUGUCAAGCUUCUGCUCGGCCACGGUGCAGAUCCAAACAUUGCCCUACCGGCUAAGAGGUCCAGUCCAGGCUGGAAACUACCGCCAAAUUUACCACUUGGCCUAGCUAUGCUCCGCGACGAAAGCUUGCAGCUUAUAAAGGCCCUAUUAAGGGCAGGAGCGGAUGUCAGGCAGUGCGGGCUAGCAUUAUUUGAUGCUAUCCGACUUGAGAAAGCGACCGAGUUCCGGCUGUUGGUGGAUCACCAUGCGGACCUUAAUAUACGUCUAAAGGGCAAGUCUCUUGCUGAAUAUGCGCUGCAGAGCGGCUGCCAGAGUAUCCAAAAAGCUUGUCUUAGUCUUGAUGAUACGGCUCCUACACGGCAGUUGGCUACACGCACAAUAUCUUGUCGCCGGACUUGUCACCGGCCUGCUGGUCGCCGGCUCAGAAACGACCACGUUUCGUCUGAGACCAUUCUGCCUAUUCGCCCUCCUGUUCCAGGAUGA
Molecule: messenger RNA, 1263 nt
Organism: Aspergillus fischeri NRRL 181
Lineage: Eukaryota; Fungi; Ascomycota; Eurotiomycetes; Eurotiales; Aspergillaceae
Product: Ankyrin repeat protein
Exons: 1
Coding region: 1-1263 (420 amino acids)
Molecular function (GO): protein binding
Source: RefSeq, a predicted model, not a curated record